CAACCGCUGCUGUGUCCUUUGGUGUUUGUCUUUCGCUGCUGUAACUGUCGCCUCCACGACGGCUUCCGUGCGGGCGCUGUUGGGGGGAAGCCAAAGCAGGCCGCGAGAGACCGGGGGUCAGGGUCGGGCGACACCCGGGGUCGAACUCGCACGUCGGUUGUGAGAGGACCGACGAGGCGUUGCAGUUUUAUAGUUUGCGCUCGCGCAGUUAAAGAUUAAUUUGGAGGGACAACGUUGAGCCCUUAAAGAAGAGUCUGCCUGAGCUUAAGUUGGGUUGGAGGCCUGAGGCCCGCGGGAGCGAGGUGGAUUGUGUUGCGUGGCGCUGGUUUGUCACAUCUCUCGAUCGUAAAAAAACACAACAACCCGAGUCGCAAACUCCCCCGAGUCGUCAAAUACACGAGGGCAAACUCAUUGCGAUCGGAGAUUUUUCUCAUUGACAGCAGCCACGCACUUGCCAAGUCGCCAUGGCUGACGACUGGGAUAUAGAAGCUAUGCUAGAGGCACCGUUUAUGAAGGAGGUGGGUGUUUCUGCGGUGCCAUGUUCUAACACACUGAGUGUAAACUAUUAAGGACUAGAACGUGCUGUUGAGUCAGUUCGCUGCAUGCCACCUUCAGGCAUCACUGGCUUCCUAUUGGCUGCUGUUGUCCUAACAGAGGCAGUAGAAGGCAGUGGUCCUCGUUAAUGGUUUUGUGUUUAGGGUCUAAACUUUAAAGUGCAGUUAUGUUAUUGUUAAAUGUUCUUUCAUUCCAAUAUCGAUGUUGAUUGAGAGCAACCAAAUGAAGCAAUUCACUCUUCCUAGAUGCCUAAGCCAUCCCAGAGUUACGCUAAGCGGUACAAGACUGGAAUGGUUAUUGUGCAGGAUUUGACCUGCCAUUGCCAAGGUAUGUGCCCUCAAACAAAUACUUUUGAUAUGCACAAUUGCAGUUUUCAUGCGCAUUACUUAUGAACGGAUUUAGAACUUCCCCCUGUUACACAUCUGUAUGGUAGACUUUUCGGCUUUUACAUUUGAUUUUUUUAAAAUGUCCUGAAAUGCGUGAGACGUGUAAAAGAAAGUUGUGAAUUUUGCAGGGUGCUAAUGUAAGUUCAAGAAAUAGCUGGAGGGUCUUAUCGGAACUGCAAUUCUUAAUGUGCCCCCUUUUGUUUCGGGUUUCCAGGUGAGUAGAUUGCAGAAAAUGGAAGUUUCUUUGACCUCAAGUUUGGAACAUCACUUGAAGUGUGGGUGUGUGUGUGGAAUGUGGAAUAAUUGUACGGUACCGUACGUGGCUCAUUUAGUGCUACGAUGCUCGUUAAACGACAUUUAAAUUGUGUAAUUGAAAAGCCGAAUUGCCGCGUAAAUUUUUAUUUAAAUUUCACCAGCACAUUUUUGGACAAACUGGCCCUGUUUUUUAAGUUCCCAUAAAGAUAUCGAUUUUAUUUUAACUGUCACCCUCGGGGGGGGCCAGUCCCCUGUGCAUGAUUUCGGCUCAUCGUUGUGCCCACCCGUGUCCGCUAUUGCAUUACUGUUUGUCUCGGCAGAAUGUAAGCGCGGCGGACAAGGUUGCGGCUGUGGCGGCUAGCGAUGUGCCCUUCAGCUACCUCGGCGAAGAGAAAAAGAGCUCCUCUGCCAUUCACUCUUCUGGAGAAAAAUCCAAAAAAAAGCGGAGCCGCAGCAGAAGCAGAGAGCGAAAGAGGAGCAGGAGCCGAGACAAGCGCCGUAGUCGCAGUCGCGACCGGCGCGAUGGUAAACCCGGCCGGAGUCGCGAGGGGCGAAGCCGGAGUCACGGGCGGCGGCGAAGCCGCUCCCGGAGCCGGGGCCACCGGCACGGGGGCGGCAGUGGGGACCGCGGCAAAUUCAGGAGCCCCAGUUUCUAUGGGAGGAAACCAGAGAACCCGGAGGAAACCCAUGCAAACCAAGAGAGAACAUACAAACUCCACACAGAAAGCCGCCGCAGUGGCCGCAGCAAGAGUAAAAGCCCACGGAGGAAGAGCCCCAUCAGGUCUAACACUGCUGCCGUGGGCCAUGCAGCGACCCAUGAGGACCGGCCCCCACACCCUACUAGGGCCCCCAUCGAUAACCUGACUCCCGAGGAACGCGAUGCACGCACAGUGUUCUGCAUGCAGCUGGCAGCACGAAUCCGACCCCGCGACCUUGAGGAGUUCUUCUCCGCCGUGGGCAAGGUGCGCGACGUGCGCAUGAUCUCGGAUCGGAAUUCCCGGCGCUCCAAGGGCAUCGCCUACAUCGAGUUUGUGGAAGUGGACUCGGUGUCUCUGGCCAUUGGGCUGACGGGUCAGCGUCUCCUUGGUGUGCCCAUCAUCGUCCAGGCCUCCCAGGCUGAGAAGAACAGAGCUGCUGCAGCGGCGGCUGCUGCAGCAACAAUGCAGAAGAGUACCGCCGGGCCAAUGCGUCUCUACGUGGGCUCACUACACUUCAACAUCACCGAGGACAUGCUCAAGGGCAUCUUCGAGCCCUUCGGCAAGAUCGAGAACUGCCAGCUGAUGAUGGACAGCGACACGGGCCGGUCUAGGGGCUACGGCUUUGUCACGUUUGCGGACGCGGAGUGCGCACGCAAGGCCCUGGAGCAGCUCAACGGUUUCGAGCUGGCGGGGCGACCCAUGAAGGUUGGCCACGUCACGGAGCGUUCAGACGGCUCGGGCGCCAGCUCAUUCCUCGAUAACGACGAGCUGGAGCGCACGGGCAUCGACCUGGGCAGCACAGGACGCCUGCACCUCAUGGCCAAACUGGCCGAGGGCACGGGGCUGCAGAUUCCACUGGCGGCCCAGCAAGCGCUGCAGAUGACUGGGGGCUUUGGUCUGGGCACCACAAACCCCGUGAUGCCAGUGCUGAAUAACGCUGCGCCGCCUUCCAUUGCCACACAGUGUAUCCAGCUGUCGAACAUGUUCUCUCCAGAGAGCGAACAGUCGCACACCUGGGAUCAGGACAUCCGCGAUGACGUCAUCACGGAGUGCAUGAAGCACGGUGGCCUAGUGCACAUCUUCGUUGAUAAGAACUCCCCCCAGGGUAACGUGUACGUGAAGUGUUCAUCAGUCGCGUCCGCCAUCGCCACCGUCAACGCCCUGCACGGACGGUGGUUCGCUGGGAAAAUGAUCACCGCGGCCUUUGUGCCAGUGCCAACUUACCACAACCUCUUCCCGGACUCGACCAUGGCAACUCAGCUGCUGUUUCCCGUCAGGAGCUCUCAAGGCAUUUGAGGGGGGGCAGGCAUCGAGAAAUGGCGACAACGCCCUGGAGGAGAGAGACAUUCCACACAGGGAGCCGCGUGGGGCCCCGGGGCGGUGACCUCGUUGGCUUGUACUUACAACCCUCCAAUAGCAGCUGUGGUAUUCCUGACUUUUAGAACCGAAAAUAAUAAUAAUUACAUAACAUACAGACGUAGGCCAAGUCACCAACGGUGCUUGCCUUGGUGUGAAAGUUCCACGCAAUUUGGUGUUUGAAUGGUUUAACUUUGUAGCUUUUUGAAUUAAUGUUUUUUUAAGCAUUUUCGGUAAAUAUUUCAGUGAUACCUCCUGUCAUUGGUGGCUGUUCCAGUAAUUAUCGCCAUCUGCUUUGUUUAAAAAAUAAUCUUGUAUAAAGUUGGGGGUGUGUGGCUCUGUGAGCUCUCAAGCCUUUUGUUUGCUAUGUUUUGUGUUAUUUUGUCAGGAAUCCUACACUGUAAUCGCUGGUAAUUUUUUUCAAAAUGUUUAAAGUUUGUAAAGAGAUGGUUUCAAAUAAACACAUUCUUCGAAAGUU
Messenger RNA from Petromyzon marinus (sea lamprey), 3728 nucleotides. The record is from RefSeq and is a predicted model, not a curated record. NCBI's taxonomy places the organism in Eukaryota, Metazoa, Chordata, Hyperoartia, Petromyzontiformes, Petromyzontidae.